AUGGGUUGUCAAGAACUUGGUAUUCCAGCUGGUGUUAUCACUGGAGAUAAUGUUCGCAAAUUAUUAAAAUAUGCAAGCAAACAAGGUUUUGCUAUUCCAGCGGUCAAUUGCACUUCUUCUUCGACAAUUAAUGCAGCCUUGGAAGCUGCUCGUGAUAUCAAAGCACCACUCAUUAUUCAAUUUUCUCAAGGUGGUUCGGCAUUUUAUGCAGGCAAAGGUUUAAGUAAUGAAGGACAAAAGGCUAGUAUCAUAGGAGCCGUCGCUGCUGCCCAUCAUGUUAGGCUAGUUGCAAAGGAGUAUGGAAUUCCAGUUAUCUUACAUUCUGAUCAUUGUGCCAAAAAACUUUUACCUUGGUUUGAUGGAAUGUUAGAAGCUGAUGAAGAAUAUUUUAAAAAACAUAAUGAACCACUUUUUAGUUCUCAUAUGCUGGAUCUUUCGGAAGAACCAAAACAUGAAAAUAUUGCAACUUGUAAAAAGUAUCUUGAACGUAUGUCAAAGAUUAAUUUAUUGUUGGAAAUGGAAAUUGGUAUCACAGGAGGAGAAGAAGAUGGAGUUGAUAAUACAGGAGUUGAUAAUGCAUCAUUAUAUACACAACCCGAAGAUAUCUGGGAUGUUCAUCGUGAAUUAAGUCAAGUUUCUGACAUGUUUACUAUUGCCGCUGCAUUCGGUAACGUCCAUGGAGUUUAUAAACCUGGAAAUGUUAAACUUACCCCUCAUUUACUUAAAAACCAUCAAGAACAUGUUAAGCAAAAACUUCAAUGCGAUUCCGAUAAACCUAUUCUGUUCGUUUUUCAUGGUGGUAGCGGAUCCGUCAAAGAUGAGAUUAAAGAAGCUGUUAGUUAUGGUGUUAUUAAAAUGAAUGUUGAUACCGAUACCCAAUGGGCUUAUUGGGACGGUAUUAAAAAUUAUCAUGAUAGUAAAAAAGGUUAUCUUCAAUCACAAGUUGGCAAUCCUGAUGGUGUGGAUAAACCGAACAAAAAGUAUUAUGAUCCUCGUGUUUUUAUUCGUGAGGCCGAAAAAAGUAUGAUUAAACGUGUUAAAGAAGCUUGUCAAGAUUUAGGAAAUGUUAAUCGGUUGUAA
This is a messenger RNA of Funneliformis caledonium, 1080 nucleotides long. The record is from the annotation of a GenBank genome assembly. Lineage: Eukaryota; Fungi; Glomeromycota; Glomeromycetes; Glomerales; Glomeraceae.